Camponotus floridanus (Florida carpenter ant) is the source of this 1992-nucleotide messenger RNA. RefSeq names its product sphingomyelin phosphodiesterase. Lineage: Eukaryota; Metazoa; Arthropoda; Insecta; Hymenoptera; Formicidae. The record is from RefSeq and is a predicted model, not a curated record. The coding region runs from base 59 to 1861 and encodes 600 amino acids. Gene Ontology annotation, biological process: sphingomyelin catabolic process; ceramide biosynthetic process. Gene Ontology annotation, molecular function: acid sphingomyelin phosphodiesterase activity. The transcript is spliced from 8 exons. Gene Ontology annotation, cellular component: lysosome.
AUAUACAAUCGUUUUUUCUAUUACAGUGAUGUAUUGAUUCGGACUUAGUCGCGUCAAUAUGCAGCUCUAUAAAGUGUUAUUCUUUGCACUUUUAUUAAAAGUUGCAAAUAGUAAUGGAGUCACUUAUGAAGAUGAAAUGGUAUUACGUUUGACCAAUGAAAUUAAUAAUUGGGUAAAAACAGGAGUUGAGUCUCAAGAACUUCAAUCUUUACUCGAUAAUCUAGCUUUUCCGGCCAGUUUAAAACGUUCGAAUUGGAAUGAUUUCACCAGUAAAAGAAACACAAUUACUUGCGUACUAUGUCGUUCCGUCUUCGAUUCUUUAAUUGAAUUUUAUAAAAACGGCAUGUCAGUAAAUGAUAUAAAAUCUGACGUGAUUAAACUUUGUACCCGACUAAAUUUUGGAACCGAACGAGUCUGCAAUGGUUCGGUGACUCUUAAUUUGCCAACAAUUUUGCAUAUCAUAGAUGCAAAACCAAAUUUAACAGCAUCCUCAAUUUGCGGAGUUAUAUUUGAAUCACAAUCUUGUCCGCUUAUUAUCGGUGAUGAGUUCAAGUGGACAAUUAAUAUUGAUAGUAGUCCUCCAAAAUUAAUCGAUGAUUACGAAAACGAGAAUAUUAUAAAUAUAAUACAACUAACAGAUAUCCAUUACGAUCGUAAUUAUGAACCUUUUGGCAACGCAUAUUGUGAUGAACCAACAUGUUGUCGAAGAGGACAAAAUGAUACGAAUACAAGUAACAAAGUGGCAGGCUACUGGGGGGAUUAUAAUUAUUGCGAUAGUCCCUGGCAUGCCGUUGUUGAUGUUCUAGAACAGAUUAAAGCCACACAUCAGAAUAUUUCCUACGUUUACUUUACUGGCGAUAUAGUAGAUCAUGGUACUUGGGAAACAUCUUUCGAGGGAAAUUUCGAGAGUAUCAACAAGACCUAUUAUCAAAUUUACAAAACAUUCAGAAACACACCUGUAUAUCCUAUUUUGGGUAACCAUGAGUCACAUCCUGUAAAUUUAUACGCGCCUGAAACUAUCACUGAUAGAAACAUAAACACACAAUGGCUAUAUAACUUGAUGGCACAUUUAUGGAUCAAUUUCGGAUGGUUACCAGAAUCUACUCGUUCUACCAUUUUAAAAGGCGGAUAUUAUACGGUUACACCUAAAAAAGGAUUUAGAAUUAUAGCACUAAACAGUAAUGUCUGUUAUUCUUACAACUGGUGGUUGUGGUAUCAACCGAAAGACCCUUAUGACCAGUUGCAGUGGUUAGCAGAUACGCUUUUGCAGGCCGAGAAAGACGGCGAGUUUGUGCACAUAUUGGCGCACGUCCCGGCUAAUGACGAAUGUCAAGGUACAUGGAAAAGGGAAUAUCUUAAAAUUGUUAAUAGAUAUGCUCGAAUUAUUAGAGCGCAAUUUAACGGCCAUACACAUAACGACGAAGUACAGUUAUUUUAUAGUAACGAUAAUAGUUCGACGGUAAAUAAUGUUGCUUGGAAUGGCGGUAGCGCAACUGCCUACUCAAAUUUAAAUCCCAAUUAUAAGCUAUACAUUGUUGACAGUAAAAAUUAUGCAGUGAAGGAUAUAGAGAACUGGAUGUACAAUUUAACUUUAGCAAACGAAAACGCUACUCAACGGCCAUUAUGGUACAAGUCAUAUUCAUUUAAAGAAGAAUAUAAGAUUCCUGAUUUGUCGUACAAUUCGUUACAGAGCUGGCUAUAUAAACUGGCACGCGACGAGAAUUUGUUAAGUCGUUACUACAGGAAUUUUUUCAAAUGUGCUGAACCAUCACUGGAAAAAGAGUGCAAUAUGGUAUGCAUGAGAGCUUAUGUAUGUCGUAUAUUUACAAGCCUAGGAGAUUAUCCAUCAUAUUGCAAUUAAAUAUAUUACUUAAGAAUCAGUUAAUAUCUCGGAUUUAUAAUUAUUGAUUUAAUUUGAUGCAAUACUCUAUUGUAAUAAAAAUACUGUAAAAAAAGUAUUUCUAAAGAGAAAAUACACUUACAAAAAAGUAA